Messenger RNA from Callithrix jacchus (white-tufted-ear marmoset), 1516 nucleotides. RefSeq names its product chromosome 1 C9orf57 homolog (gene C1H9orf57). The record is from RefSeq and is a predicted model, not a curated record. Lineage: Eukaryota; Metazoa; Chordata; Mammalia; Primates; Cebidae.
AUGUUACAAGCAAAGGAGACCGAGCAGGAAAGGCCAGUAAGGGAGGAAAAACAGCCCGUGGCGUUUUCCAAGAAUGGUAACACUCUUUUGGGUCAAGGCAGCUGCCGCUUGGAUCAGAGUGUUGGUUUCAGCUGUAACAGACUUCAUCGCAUCAGAAAUUGUACUUAUUUUCAUCCUUUCAAGGAAGCUCAGACCCAGGAAAAUUUCCAUAGUACCGUACUGAACAAGGAAAAGUUUAACAGUGGGACGUGUCUUUCCUUCCAUUUCCUUUUUGGCUUGGAAAUCAGAAUGAGGAGGAUUGUCUUUGCUGGUGGUGUUAUCUUAUUCUGCCUCUUAGGUGAUGCUGGAGGUAUGAUGUGCAGAGCAUGCAAUCUCUCACUCCCCUUCCACAGAUGUAUUUUAGACUUGGGAACCUGCAAGUCAAAACCUGGUCAGUACUGUAUAAAAGAGGUCCACAUUAAAGGUGGCAUCGAAUGGUAUUCAAUUAAAGGCUGCACAAAAAACAUAUCAGAGUGCUUCAAGAGAAUUAUGUCUCCGUAUGAAAUUCGAGCUACUCACUGCUGCCAUCAUCUAUGUGCAAUCUGUGAGUCAGUGGCCCAUAUCUAAAAUGUUUGGGAGAUCAAUCAGUCUCAAAGGCUGAUCUGGCUAUCACAAAAUGAUGGCUAUUGUCAGUGACCCCACUUCAGAAACCUCAGACCUUUGUAGGUGGAAGGAGCUCUCGUCUGAGAUUGACCUUGGUUUUCAAGGUUCCAGGUAUCUCCCCUACCACCUUCAACUCAUCUCAGAAAUAUCCCUUUCAACACCAUUUCUCUCCUCUCCUCCUUCUGCUUAAUUUACCUUCCUACCUCAGGUGAUUUCAAGGCUACAAAGAAGCAAAAAUGUUGGCAGUUCUCCAAGUCAAACUAUGCACAUCACCUCUAACUACUUUUAUUUCCCAAAAUAUUUCCAUACUCGAAAAUAUGGUUACAAAUGUAUCACAAGAUGGCAAGACCUGAGAAUAUUCAUUUGGUUUCCAGAGCAAAUCACCUUGCUCCUUUGGGGUGAUUUAUGGUAUAGGAGAAACUGACUUAACAAAUACCAUAGGAAAAAAAAAUAAGCUGUGAAUGAGCAAACCAGGCCUGUGGGGAAAUUAUGAACCCAAACAACAAAGGGCUGAGGCAGGUGGUAGGGCUGGCACUAUUUCUUCCAUCUGCCUGAGAGUUUAUCCAAAUUUUGAAUUUUCUAUACCUUAACCAGGCCUAAAUGUUUCGGCUUGUUCAAUUUUGGCAGAUUAAGCAGUUCAAGGUAAGCAGAGGAGUUAAGUUCCCAACCACAGGGAAUUUAAGAGCAGUAGGGACAUACUUUGAACUACAUCUCACAUUUUGCAAUGCAUCGCAUCUUCUGUUACUUGCUUUCAAUGCCUUAACUUCGGCAGCAUGAAGUGUACUGCAUUUUAAAAUUUAAUUUAAAACUGCCUUUCUCUGUAUUUUCAGAAGUUUGAAAAUUUAAAGGAUAAGUAAUAAAUAUCAAUAAAAUC